AAGAGAACUGACUGCCAAGAUGGAGCGAAGGGAACAUUUAACCUUGACUUUCCACAGUCCUGAGGUUCCCAAAAUAAAGGGGAACCGGAAAUACCAAAGGCCUACCCUCCCUGCCAAGAAACAUCCAAGUGCCUCGAUGUCAUCCCAAAGGCAGCAGCAGCUUAUGGAUCAGGCACACAUCUACAUCCGAACGCUCUGUGGCAGCCUCUGUAGUUUUAGCCUCCUAAUGCUGAUCGCCAUGUCCCCACUGAACUGGGUACAGUUUCUGGUGAUCAAGAAUGGCCUUGAGCUCUACGCAGGACUCUGGACCUUAUGCAACCAUGAGCUGUGCUGGAGCCACACACCCAAGCCACCCUAUUAUCUCCAAUAUUCCAGGGCCUUCUUUCUCAUCUCUGUCUUUACCAUACUUAUUGGCCUUGGCUGGCUCUUCAGCUCUUGGAUCCCUAAUCGAGGAAGCAUGACCACCAACUUGGAUCUGAAGGUAUCCAUGCUCAGCUUCAUCUCAGCUACCUGCUUGCUCCUCUGCCUCAACCUGUUUGUGGCACAGGUUCACUGGCAUACUAGGGAUGCCAUGGAGUCGGAUCUCCUAUGGACCUAUUAUCUUAACUGGUGCAGUGACAUCUUUUACAUGUUUGCUGGGAUCAUCUCUCUUCUCAACUACUUAACUUCCAGAUCGCCUGCCUGUGAUGAAAACGUCACUGUGAUUCCAACAGAGAGAUCAAGGCUGGGGGUUGGUCCAGUGACUACAGUAUCACUUGCUAAAGAUGAAGGGCCAAGGUCUGAGAUGGAAUCUCUAAGUGUGAGAGAGAAAAAUUUACCAAAGUCAGGACUGUGAUGGUGAUAGGAAAACCUAACUAUAGCUUGUCUUAAAAGCAGCGGAGAAGCUGAGUUGGGAAUGGUCACAUAAAUUCUUGGAAACUCUCCUAAUAUCAUGCCCAUAUUACUUGAGGAGACAGCAUUAAAGCUGAUGAAAUGU
Gorilla gorilla gorilla (western lowland gorilla) is the source of this 976-nucleotide messenger RNA. It is a transcript of the gene TMEM202, whose product is annotated as transmembrane protein 202. The record is from RefSeq and is a predicted model, not a curated record. The transcript is spliced from 5 exons. NCBI's taxonomy places the organism in Eukaryota, Metazoa, Chordata, Mammalia, Primates, Hominidae. The coding region runs from base 20 to 835 and encodes 271 amino acids. Gene Ontology annotation, cellular component: plasma membrane.